AUGACUCCUAUAACAACACAAACAGCAGCGAGAAUAGCAGCAGCAGCAGCAGCAGCAGCAACAGCAGCAGCAGCAGCAGCAGCAGCAGCAGCAGCAGCAGCACAGCAGCAGCAGCAGCAGCAGCAGAUAAUACAGCAGCAGCAGCAAAUACAACAGCAGCAAAUGCAGCAGCAGCAGCAGCAGCAGCAGAUAAAACAGCAGCAGCACAUAAUACAGCAGCAGCAGCAAAUACAACAGCAGCAAAUGCAGCAGCAAAUGCAGCAGCAGCAGCAAAAUGUACACAAACGACGAUAUAUCUCUGCAGCAGCAACAGCAGCAGCAGCAGCAGCAGCAGCAGCAGCAGCAGCAGCAGCAGCAGCAGCAGCAGCGGCAGUAGCAGCAGGGAAUGUAGCAGCAGGGAAUGUAGCAGCAGCAGCGAUGGCAGUAGCAGCAGCAGCAGCAGCAGGGAAUGUAGCAGCAGCAGCGAUGGCAACAGCAGCAGCAGCAGCAGCAGGAAAUGUAGCAGCAGCAGCGAUGGCAAUAGCAGCAGGAGUUCAAGCAGCAGCAGCAGCAGCUGCUGCUGCUGCUCAUGAGCUAUCAUCAUAG
Messenger RNA from Eimeria mitis, 585 nucleotides. RefSeq lists its product as uncharacterized. The record is from RefSeq and is a predicted model, not a curated record. Gene Ontology annotation, molecular function: ice binding. Bases 1 to 585 code for a protein of 194 amino acids. The transcript has 3 exons. NCBI's taxonomy places the organism in Eukaryota, Apicomplexa, Conoidasida, Eucoccidiorida, Eimeriidae.